AUGGGCAAGCUGGCACUGGGAAAACUGUCCUGUGAUCAGAACCUUCUCUCGUCACUGCUCGCCCAGAUGUGUGAAUUGGUGGCCACCAUUCCCAACGAGCUGAGCAUGCUCAGCAAUUUGGCUCAGGGACAGGAGCCCUCGUUUGAGCUGCUCUUCCGCGCCGUUACCAUUGCAGUACAGCAGUUUCGGCAAAUCUUCAUCGUCAUCGACGCCCUGGACGAGUGUUUGGAUGGCCGGCGUCUCAUCGCCACCCUGCGAAACAUGAUGUACUGGGAUCUGGAUGGAAUGCAUCUAUUUCUCUCAAGCCGGUCGUUCCCGCCUAUCCAGGCCUUCCUUGAGACAAUAGAUCACUCCCGCUACAUUACCAUCGGUGACUCCAAUCGGUUCGACAUUGAAAACUUUAUACACCAAAGACUAGGCGAACGGUUUGAUCAUCGGCCCGGGACGGAAGCCGAGGUAUUAGACAAUAUCAACAAGCGCGUGGCGGCUAAGGCCGGUGGAAUGUUCUUGUGGGCCAAACUUGCACUCGAACAGCUCCUAGAAAAUGCGUAUUCUACAAGAGAUAUGGUGGAUAUGCUGGAUAGACUGCCCCGCACUCUCGACGAAAUGUACGCCAGACUCAUAUCCACGCAUCUCCAUCAGAGCUCGUCGACCCCGGCGCUUGUGCCGAAGGUUCUGAUUUGGGUCGGCUACGCGCGCCGCCCACUUCGGAUUGAGGAAGUUGCGGAGGCGGUCGCCCUCGAUGUGACAGCCGCGCCCAUCGUGUCGCCCCAAAGGCAGUUCUUCCGAUCCAAAGAUGUCCUGAGGAUAUGCCCGGAGCUCACGCGCACCGUCACAAUCCAGAAUGCCACUGAGAGCCACGAAGCUCUGGCUCUCGUCCAUGUGUCGCUCCGAGACUAUAUGGAUAUCAGACUGUCGUCCUUGAACCCUCAUGUGGAGAUGGCCCGCGCCUGUCUGCAAUACCUGUGCCUGCUAGAUCAGCCCGACACUCUCAAUUCUCUAAAUUAUCUCCAGCGCUUCCCGCUUGCCAACUACGCCGCCCGCUUCUGGCAUUACCAUAUGCAGGCGGCCGACCAUACGCGCGGCGACUUAGGUCCCAUAUUAAGUGCGGCCACGGACUUUUUCCGCGGUAGCAACAUAUACGUGCAGAACUGGGUAAAGCUCUUCGAUCCCGACAGACCGUGGAUUUCCCAGCCAGACAUCUCGAGCGGGCUACCGAACGUUUCAACGCCGCUCUACUACGCCUCUUGUCUGGGUCUGCCGGCCUUGGUGCGCGACCUCCUGGACAGGCGGGACGGCGGCGACAUCAACGCAACCGGCGGGGCUCACGGCACGGCGCUCCAGGCAGCCGCCUACCACGGCAAUCUCGCCAUCGUCAAGAUCUUGCUUGAGUCUGGCGCCGAUCCCUUCAUCCGCUGCGGACUCCACGGCACAGCUCUGCAAGCAGCCAAGUUUGUCGGACACGUCGAGAUCACCGAGGUUCUCCAGGCUAGAAUGCGGGAGCGUGACACGGGUGAGGCGGGUCAGGACGCCGGCGAGCUGGAUCUGCCGCGGCACAUCGUGCUGAGUCGCGGAGACACCGACCCGUACGAGUGGCGCAAGGAGCUCGGCAGCGGCGCCAUGGGCUAUGUAGAUAUGGUGGAGAGCCGAGCCUCGGGCUCCUUGUGCGUGCGCAAAACGAUACGCCCUGGCUCGGCCGAAGAACGGCAGCGGCUAGUGCAGGUGGUGCAACUCAUGGAGACGCUCAACCACGUGCACAUCGUCAAUGUGCUUGGCUCGUAUUCAAUCCGGCCAGAAUUCUACAUCCUCAUGAAUCCUGUUGCCCAGUGGGACCUAAAGCGCUACAUGGCCGGCCAGGGCGGCGCUGUCGUCAACCCUCGCAACCUAGCCCGCUGGAUCGGCUGUCUGGCCCGCGGCCUGUCCUAUAUCCAUAGGAAGAGGGUCAAGCACAAGGACAUCAAGCCGUCGAACCUCCUCGUAGACGGAGACAACAUCCUGUACACUGACUUCGACCUGGCACACCGCUUCCAGAGCCUCGACGACGUGACCACUGGGCGGACCAGCCAGACCGUCUCUUACAGUGCGCCCGAGGUCGCCGAGGGAGGCGAGCGCACUCCAGCCACCGACGUCUUCUCGCUCGGCUGCGUCUAUGUCGAGAUGCUAACCGUCAUCACUGGCAGCAGGGUCUUUGAUAUCUUCCACAAGCUGCCAGGGGAGAGGGGAUACAACUUCCGCGGUCAUAACAACGCCGUUGCUGUCGCCUGGCUGGAGGGGCUGUCGUUUGGCAACGAGCAAGAGAAAUACGGCGAGGCCGUCAGACUUACCAGGCAGAUGAUCUCUGAGGUGCGCCCGGAUGCUGAGACUCUGUCGCGCCGCCUCGGCGCGCUAGCGUGUGACCUCUGCGCGCUUCCAUGA
This is a messenger RNA of Chaetomium globosum CBS 148.51, 2415 nucleotides long. RefSeq lists its product as uncharacterized. Gene Ontology annotation, molecular function: protein binding; ATP binding; protein serine/threonine kinase activity. The record is from RefSeq and is a predicted model, not a curated record. Lineage: Eukaryota; Fungi; Ascomycota; Sordariomycetes; Sordariales; Chaetomiaceae. Gene Ontology annotation, biological process: protein phosphorylation. The transcript has 4 exons. Bases 1 to 2415 code for a protein of 804 amino acids. Gene Ontology annotation, cellular component: cytoplasm.